AUGGUUUUGGAAGCUGGUUCAAAUCCAAUAGAAACAAUUAAACACCCUGGGGAAUUCGACACAAUGUUGAAAACAGUUUUAUAUCCUACAGAUUUCAAUUCAGUCUCAGGUUGGAUACCCUAUGUUGGCGAUGGAAGUGUUUUAAAAGAACCGGUUAGAAAUCUUGCAAAUGAUGCUGAUUUAGCUAGAGUGAGAGUUGUUGCUCGAAACACGAUAGAAAGAGUAGCACGAGCAGCUAAUCAUAGAUUCGAGAAACGAGUAUUUCAGUACAAAAUGUUGUUGAGAAUAAUAGGUGGGGUAAUUACGUAA
Molecule: messenger RNA, 309 nt
Organism: Lottia gigantea (owl limpet)
Lineage: Eukaryota; Metazoa; Mollusca; Gastropoda; Lottiidae
Exons: 1
Coding region: 1-309 (102 amino acids)
Source: RefSeq, a predicted model, not a curated record